GGAGCUUCAAGAAUCAAUCUGAUUUUCCUUGUGAUUGUCUGCAUCCCUCAUCCCUUAGAUGCCCCUAGGUUCCAUCUCUAUUUCUUUGUCUACCGUACAUUCACACUUGCGAAUGCCUUCCAUCUUGGUAGUGCUUUGGUCAUUGCUGAGCCCUGUAAGUAUCGGCCGUGUCUCUGAUAUCAAUUGCUUGAAAUCUAUUCAAGACUCACUGGAAGACCCAUAUGGUUACCUCAAUGCUACGUGGGACUUCAGCAACAAUACAGAGGGCUUCAUCUGCAGGUUUACAGGGGUUGAAUGCUGGCACUAUGAUGAGAACAAUGUGCUGAACAUUCUAUCAUCCAACAUGAGUCUGAAGGGCCAGUUUCCACGAGGAAUAAGAGAUUGCUAUUUCUUAACGGGGCUAGACCUUUCAAACAAUGAGCUUUCUGGACCAAUUCCAUCUGAUAUAUCAAGAAUCCUACCUUUUUUAACUACACUUAAACUCUCUUCCAACAAAUUCUCAGGUGAAAUCCCGAAGAGUUUAGCCAAUAUUACUUUUCUGAAUGUUCUUAAUCUUGACCACAAUCAACUAACAGGUCAUAUCCCAGCAGAAAUUGGCCUGCUUUCUCGAAUUAGGACCUUUACUGUUGCCGAUUAUCUAUCAUAUGGUCCAGUGCCUAAUUUUACACGUAAUAUUUCAAGUGAUAGCUUUGCUAAUAAUUCGGUACUUUGUGGCAGCCCUUUGGAUCCCUGCAAGAGUAUGUCAGAAAGUGAUUUGUUCAAAAAAGGUUUGGUUGUUGGCUAUGCAAUUUCACCUUUUUCAGUUAUCACUAUUUUUAUCUCCUGUUGUGUGCCAUGUGUGCCAUGGACACAAGAGAAGAAGAAGAGUAAAGUCCAAAUGCAAUUCCAGCUAAAUAAGAUACUGCGAAAGAAAAACAAAAGAAAGCGAGCUCAACAGAUGAAGGAAAUGCCAUAUGUGGAACUUCUACAUGAAGAAAGCCAAGAUAAAUCAGUGAAGCAACAAACAAUUUUAACAAAGAAAACAUCAUUGGAAUUGGACAGAAUUGAAGAACUAGGUAGAUUGAGGCAUAGGAACCUUGUGCCCCUCCCCGGAUUCUGCAUACACUCAAAGGAAAGGCUUCUGGUUUACAAAUACAUGUCAAAAGGUAGUCUUUAUGAUUGGCUACAUCAUAAAGAAGGUGAGGCAAGAAUCAUGGAGUGGCCCUUAAGGGUUAAAAUUGCAAUUAGAGUAGCAAGAGGCCUGGUUUGGCUCCAUCAAGAGUGCUAUUUUCAUGUUGUCCAUCUUGACAUUAGCUCCAAGUGUGUCUUACUUGAUGAGAACUUUGUUCCCAAGUUAUCGAACUUUGGAGAGGCAUUGCUUCUAAAAUCAUAUGGCACUGCUUCAACUGAAAGCUUCUAGGUUCAUAGUGAGUUUUGGGAAUCAAGCUUUGUUAAAGAGGAUGUCUAUUGCUUUGGAAUUUUGCUUCUUGAGCUGAUCACUAGAGAGGAUCCUAGAAGCAUGGCAACAUACUCAAACACUAGCAAUGAGAGACUCAACAAUUGGGUUACACAUCUCU
Rubroshorea leprosula is the source of this 1556-nucleotide messenger RNA. The record is from the annotation of a GenBank genome assembly. Lineage: Eukaryota; Viridiplantae; Streptophyta; Magnoliopsida; Malvales; Dipterocarpaceae.